UCAACCUAAAAAAAAAAAAAAAAUCACACGUCCUAAAGGGCAGGGGAGAUAAUGAGAUUCAGUUCUGAUUCAUGCAUGUAUAUGAGGCUUUGAUCCUUGGGAUCUGGUGCUCUGGCAUAUCAGUUCCCAGCUAUCUUUAUGAUACUGUGGGAAGCUUUAUAGAAAGCUGAGGCUAUUCACUCAUCAGAAAAGUCAAUUUAGACUCCUGGCCCUUGCCAGAAUUUAUAGAAAGGAAUAGAGGUGAUCGGGCAAGUUUGAAGUGUGUGAAGAGCAACAAUAGAAAAUACUUCUUUACAUGUGAUACUAGAGCAAAUGUAGGAUCAGUAACUGCACUCUUGCCCCAGAGCUGGAGUUAGAUCCCUGAUCAGUGCCAGGCUGUCGGGCAACAAAAGGGCUACCAAUAGCUUUGAUCAAAUGAGGUCCAUCAUGGGUAUAGUCCAGAGACAGUACCCUGUGGACCUGUGCAAGAAUUUCAGGAACAGCUUUGUCCCAUUCCCCACUUAACUCAUGGAAAGGCCACAACAUGGAUGAAAUCAUCCAUCAUCUACUUCAGAACAUUUUAAUCUGCUCCCAAUCUUAUUUCUAGCCUCAGAGAAUCAGAGACUAGCAGAAACAUCUAAAGUUCCUAAAGGAGUCUUGUCUUCAAAGCAUACCCAGUUUACCAGCCCCAGACCUUUGCAGAUGGAUGGAUGGCAGCCUUUUUAAUUUUCCCAACUUUGAUUAUUACUUCUUGAUCUUGCAUGUGCCUCUAGAACAUCUGUACAGGAUCAUGAUAGCAAUAAUACUGGCUUUUAGGGAAGAAGGAAAUUAAUUUCUUCCAGAAUAAAUUUUUUGAUUAGGGUUUUGUACAGAGAGUUAAAGGGCAAACACAGUGAUAUGGGAAUGGGUGCCAGAAAAAGAGAGCACAGUGUUCACCAGUUGGAACAAAAUGAUUCUCCUGACCUGGAUGGAGCAAAGUGUCCUAUCUCAAUGUGCACAGCGUGCUCAGAGAUGAACACCCAAAAUUUGCCUGGCAGAAGUCAGCUUUGCAGAAUGGCCCCAACACCCAGAAAUAGAUCACUCACCGUUAAUUAGUUUGGUGGCCUGGUGACCAAUCUGUAAUGUAGGAAACUAGAUUUGAAUUACCCUGACCAUGGAAGUUUUCGCAACUGAAGGGAACUUCAGGAGCUUUGGGCAUUCACUGCUCUCAGCGACUGACAGGUCCAGCUGCCUCCAGGCUGCAGUACCUAUUGUAAAUGAUCUGUGGACCUUAUUACACAAAGGAAGUUUUCAGGUAAACACAGAUUUCCGUAAUCCUGCAGCCCACGGUGAAACUCCUAAAAUCUUAAAGGCUCCAGAAAGGCACUUUUAGUCAAACGGCUUCAGAAAAUAGAGAAGGAUUUGUGUUUUAGUUCAAUUCACUCAGAUCUGUUAAGUCAUCUCUCAACUCUCCACUGAUACAUGAGUUUGGGAGUGCUCAGAUAUAGUCUCUUUACAAUGAAGUUGAAACUAUCAAAUUAUGUCCUGCUGUUUCCCAUGUCGGUGCUGGGGGUGGGUGGGAAAUAAGGCCUGUACCUCUAGGUCUAGCACAAGGACAGGAGCAGUCUUAAGUUAUUAGGCCAUAACUUACGCUGUUCCAGUUGGUACUGGCUUCUUCGGGGAAUAAAAUUCCCUAUCCCGCAUCUGACUUGACUUCUCCCUUUUCCCCCAGAUCUCUGACAAAAGACUCUGGCGCACUGCUAUCACCUGUGUAUUCUCUAUUGUGACCUAUCCCAUUGGUAACAGAGGUUCCUAUUGUCAUGGACAUUGCUGCCUUACUAUCCUUCCUCGCCUGCCCUGGACAGCUUUGCAGUGAUUAUACGUGCACAAGGACUCCUUGGCUGAGACAUAACAUCCCACACCUGCCUGUUUCUGCUAUGACUGCGGUGAAGGUAGAUAGAGAGCAGAGAUGUGUCUGGAGCAGGGAAAUCAGGAAUUUUCCUCCAGUGUCUUCUGGCUCUUUGUUCCUGUUCUCUGACACCAAUCCUUUUCUAUAGUAUUCUACAAUAUUAAUCCAUCCCACUGCACAAUUGUUUUUCUCCUCCUUUAGCAGCUUCUCACUGGGUUUCCUUGAUCACUCAAAAGAAAACCAUUUUAAGGGGACUAUCUGAAUAAAAUGCCAUCUUACUUUUAUAUCCGUUUGUCCAGCACCUUGCACAAUGAUGUCCUGAUCCCCUCAAUUGGAGCACCUACAAUACAAAUAAUCAUGAUGGGCCUUUCAUCCUCAGGAUCCCAGCAUGCUUUAAAAGCUUAAUCUGUAUGACAAUUGAAGAGAGAGUCAUCAGCAGGGGAGAAAAUAAGUUAACAGCCAGAUCAAUGUUGCACAGCAUCCUGGGGAGGGAAAAUGUUGUCCAAAGAUACCAGGUCAAACCAACUGUUAAAGUGCCAUGAGACCUUUCGUGACUAGGCAGGAUGGACAGGGCCUCUGUUGUAAUGCCUUCAUCCAAAAGCCCCUCAUACUCUGACAGGAUCUCUAUUGACCAAGCUUGGAAGGAUGAAGAACUUAACUGGCUGAGCGAUGACUAGAAUCUCAAGACCCAAAGGCUUUGCUUUUUCAAUCUUGGCCUCUUAACCUGGACUAAUACUCUGAGGGAAGAUUUUUAAAAAUGACUAGAGAUUGGGUUUAUCUCAGUUUUAUCAGUUUUAGACAUCCAUCCUGAGAUUCCCUCAAAGGGGGAGUCUCUUUUCUUUAAAAAAAAAAAAAAAAAAAGUGCUGAAUGCCCUGCCCUCCCUCUGAAAAUCAGUCCCCUUUUAAGGUGUCUCACAUUAAACACCCAAAAUUUCAGACACCCCAAAUCUCUAGUCACUUUUGAAAACCCCUGACCAUCACAUUUUGGAAAUGCUUCGUUUGUUUCUUUGCUUCUUUAAUGGAGGAAGAUACAGUUCCUUCUACUGUGGCUCUCUGUCCAACUUCCUAUGUUGCAUUUUUACAAACCUACAAAAAGGAAAAAUCCAGAAAGGCUUUUGAGGUAUGAUGACUUAAAUGCAUGUAUAACUCUGAUUUGUUGCAGUAAUGAUGCAAAUGGUGACUGGUACUCACUUUUGGGGGAACUGUAUGAUUUUGGUGAUGUCUCCUAGCAUCUGUCCAAGUUUUGCUUCACCACUUCAGGAUGUUGUAAAAAGAAGUGAAGUGGCACCCAACAAACCUAAAACGAAGCUAGAAGAUAUAUCGGAAGCUCUAUUAAAUUUCUUCAAUCCAGGGACUUGUCGGCCCAAAGAAGAUCAAGCAAUAGUUGCUUGCCAAGCAGGAGAGAAUAUUAACAAGACUACUUGUCUGAAAAAUAGAUGUUGUCACUCUUCCAAAAAAAGCAGUCAGCUGAAGUGCUAUACCCCACUCAAAGACAGACUUCAGCUGACACUGCGACUGUUUGCAGUUGGAAUAGGAGGAAUGAUUAUUUUGGGGUGUCUGCCAUUUUUCUGCUGUACAUAUUUACAGGGAAGUAAGUGUGCCAACCCUUUGCUAAGAGCAAACAAAGAAGUUGAGCAAAUUGUGCAGAAGCAAACAGAUAGGAGUGAAAACAUUGGUGGCUAUUUACUGGAUUUACUUAGAGAAGAUGCUAAGGACCACAAGCGCAAGAAGAAAGAGAAAAUGCCAGCUGAUCUUGAACAGCCUGGGCAAGACAAGGAUGCCAGUGUAACCUGAGUAGUGAGUCAAGCUCUUGGAAUGGAUGACCCAGUGGUUAGGACACUAGCCUAGGACUUGUGCAACCUGCGUGCAAUGCUCUGCUCCACUGCAGACUUCCUGUGUGACCAACAAUGGUGAGUCGCUUGGCUACUGUGGUGAUGGGUGAGCCAUGUAAGUUCCUCCAGUAGAUAAUUGAGCCCCCAGGCCCAGACACGCUGUUUUGGGUUGUCGGGGGUUUCUGUUUUCAUGAGAACUUGCAGCCUAUAUCGUUAGAUGGGAAUAGUGCCAGCCCAGUUGCAAGCUGCCCCUUCCCUUCUGCCCUUGUGGAAACCCCUCCAUUGGUGCCUUGUGGGUAAGGAGGGAGAUUAGGAUGGGGCAAAAGGGUUUGACUACCCUUUGUAGCAGCACAACUCACCCUCCAGCCUCAUAAGUAAUCCUUGGAGUACAUGAGUGCUGACCCUGUCAGAAUUAACAUAUUCCAGUUUCCCCACUACUAUGUGAUUUCUCCCCCUGACCCUGCCCUGUACCUUAGGGUGAUGUCUGGGGCUCAGCACUCAGGGAGCAGAGCUUCUGCAAGAGACACACAGGAUUUGUGCUGAUGGCCCUGACUUACUGCAGGCUUCCCAAGAUCCAUCACAGCAUCUCAAGAGAUCCAUGCGUUUUGAGAGCCAAACCCUUAUACUUACUGACCUGUGGAUGCCCAAGGAAUUUUGUACAUCAGAUUAAGUGAUGUCAUUUUAUUUUAAAAAAAAUCUGAAUAAGAGUAUACUCUCAUUUAGUCUCAUCCACCUUUCUGUAACAGUGCCUUUAUAGCCUGUCCAGACCACGGCUGCGUUUGCCCAAAGAAGCCAUAGCAAUCUGGUAGACAAAAGUAUUAUAAAAAAUUGGAGGGUAUAUAUGGCUAUUACUGGCCUCUCCUGGAUGGAGUCAGAACUCCUUAGCUGAGUCAGAAGCCUCAUAAUGGCUAUGGAAGAUUUUCCCUUUCAGUUAAGUAAUAGAAGCAUGGGGUUUUGGUGCAGGAGGAUGUGGAAUCUAUCCCCAGCCUCGCAAUCACAGUCUGAGUGGUCAUAUUAUCCAGCAGAGUGGCAACCGAGAAGCCCUAAAUGGCCACAGGUUUGUUACAGUAUUAAAAUGGUUUUGUUUUGGGAGUCGAGGUGUGUAGUGGUUGGAACAGGGGACAUGGGAGUCAAGAAUCCUCAGAUGUGUUCCAAAAUCAGCAACUUCCCACAGUCUGAUCUUGGUUAAGUCACCUGAUCUUACUUUGUCGCAUUCUUCCCCAUCUGUAAAAAUGGGAAUAGUAACAGGUGCACCUUUGUAAAGGAAGUUGAGAUCAUCAGCUGAAAGGCAAGUGUAAAAUAUAGAUACUUAUAUAAAAGCCUGCUACCUUACCGAAUAAAGCCAUCUUCUCUUCGAUGGUAAAUAAUACUGGCCAUACUGUCUUACUACACUGAUCUUAUAGUCAACCAGCUAAAUACUAUACCUGCUAGUAUUAAUUUCAGUGAUCUUGACACUUCUGUGUCACAGUGUUAGAGUUGCUACUCCCUUGUCAGCAGGUAGUAAGUGGGAGGGUGUUGACAGCAGACAAGGAGCCAAUGCAUUAUAUCCCAGCAGUGCGUUGCGUAUUCUGACUUCUAAAUGCUGAAUGUUUGUAUGUGCCAUGUAUAUUAACAAUCAACUGGGGUUAUCGCUGUUCUCAGUUAAUCUAUAUUGCUAAUGUUAUUACAAACUAACUGGUCCUUGCUGUGAUGGUUUAUCCCUCCAGAAGAACUCCCUUGUUUGAUUUAGCACCAAGAAAUCUAAGGGUGUAUCUUUGGUUUUCAUGAAUAUCUGAGACAUACAUGUACAACAAGGACUCCUCCUAUUGGGGCACCUGGAACUCCCUCCGUCUCAGAAUGAGACAAUAAAAUCAAAGUAAAAAAAUGUAUUCAAUAAAGGUAAGUGGAUAACAUCACAGAAUAUAAAGUCAGAGAAAAGUAAAUUCUCUGCACCCGUCACAGCUGUUAGUUGAAUGGAAUUGCCUUUCCUCAUGGAAAUGACAGCUGCUCCAGCCCUUCAGUCUGUAGCGUGCACUUCCUCACAGUCCAGUAGGGGGCUCCAAAGCAGUGGCAUGACUUCGUUUAAAACCUGGCAGCCCUAGCAGAAUACAGAGGGACACUUUCAAAAGUGUCCUGAAUCAAUUAUGUACAUAUGGAGCUAAAGCAGCAACACACCCAACAUUUUCACCUAGAGUUGCCCCUGGGCCAGAUUCUCAGCUGGUGUCAAUCAGCAUAGCUCAGCUGAGGAUCUCGCCCAGGGUAUGCACGUACACAUAUAAAUGUCUCCUUCAGGCUGCCCUUGUGCACAUUCAACUUGGCACACCCUGUUACGGUAGCAGCACCUGACUUACCUGCACAAGCCCUUUCCAGCAUUAAUAGGCAUUAGUGCUGUAAAAGAGUCUGUGCAAUCUUGUGUACACUCAGGAGGUGGCUGGGGUCUAAACAUCAGGCCUCUAGAUUUGUCACAGAACUUUCCUUAUAAUUUUGUGUCUGCAAAUAACUGUACCCAUAUCCUUGCACUUUCAGCUAAUUGUGGGUACAAAUGGAACACUUAGGCUAUGUCUACACUACGAAAUUAGGUCGCAUUUAUAGAAGUUGGUUUUGUAGAAAGCGUUUUUAUACAGUCGAUUGUGCGUGUCCCCACACAAAUGCUGUAAGUGCAUUUAG
This is a messenger RNA of Chelonia mydas (Green sea turtle), 6345 nucleotides long. RefSeq names its product FMR1 neighbor (gene FMR1NB). The coding region runs from base 3032 to 3661 and encodes 209 amino acids. The transcript has 7 exons. The record is from RefSeq and is a predicted model, not a curated record. NCBI's taxonomy places the organism in Eukaryota, Metazoa, Chordata, Testudines, Cheloniidae.